Orussus abietinus is the source of this 5126-nucleotide messenger RNA. It is a transcript of the gene Ptpmeg2, whose product is annotated as tyrosine-protein phosphatase non-receptor type 9. Gene Ontology annotation, biological process: protein dephosphorylation. Lineage: Eukaryota; Metazoa; Arthropoda; Insecta; Hymenoptera; Orussidae. The transcript is spliced from 10 exons. The record is from RefSeq and is a predicted model, not a curated record. Bases 227 to 2206 code for a protein of 659 amino acids. Gene Ontology annotation, molecular function: protein tyrosine phosphatase activity.
CGGCCAUUCGGUACGCGAAGACGAUCGAGCGCUCGAGCGAGCAGUGCUGUGACAUGAAGCGAGGCAGUGCAUGGGUGCCCAUUGGUGUCGAAUACGUCUCAUAAUUCCGCUGCCGGUGAACCUCGAGGAAGUACGUCACCAUUAAUGCCGCCGAGGAUGCCUGUAAAUGCGUUCUCUACGAGGCGCUAGUCACCCGGCUCGAAUCCGUGUUUAAUUUUAAGCCAAGAUGGCGACAGCGUUGACCGUCGAACAGGAGCAAGCAACGAAGGAGUUUAUAGAGACGGUGAAUAAAUGCAGAGCCGGAAGGCGGGUCGGACCAGUCUCGUGGAGCACGGCGGUAAAAUUUUUGGCCGCUCGAAAGUUUGAGGUUUCCAGAGCUUUGGCCCUGUACGAGCAGCACGAAGCCACCAGGAGGAGGGAAGGCCUCGCGGUUUUGUAUCCCACGCAGGAGCCCCUACGCAGCGAGCUACGCACGGGUAAAUUCACCGUCUUGCCCUCGAGAGAUGCCACCGGAGCAGCCAUAGCUAUUUUUACCGCGCAUUUGCACCUCCCGCAGAACACCACCCAUCAGACCACCUUGCAGGGCGUGGUAUAUCAACUGGACGCGGCGUUGGAGAGCGCGGAAACGCAGAAGCACGGAUUGGUCUUCAUCUAUGACAUGUCCGACAGCAAGUAUCAGAACUUUGACUACGACUUGUCUCAGAAAAUUCUCACGCUCUUGAAGGGCGGAUAUCCGGCGAAGCUGAAGAAGGUGCUAAUUGUUACGGCGCCUCUGUGGUUUAAGGCACCCUUCAAGAUCCUCAGGCUGUUCGUUCGGGAGAAACUGCGGGACAGAGUCUUCACCGUGUCGAUCCCACAGUUGACUCUUCACAUACCCCGCGAAUCCCUGCCACAUCGGCUGGGCGGCACCUUGGAGAUUCAGCAUGAAGCCUGGCUCCUCCAUUGCCUCAAAUCCAUGACUAAUCGAGGAGGGGGUGAACUCUGCGAGGUUACCCCCAGAGUGGGAUCUCCACUGUCGCCUACGUCGAAAAGUGGCUCUCUUCACCUGAACCCCAAUGAACCGCCUAUCAGCAACCCGACCAGUCCCGUGAACGAGAAGAGCAAGCUCAAGAAUGGCGUGGCGAACAUUGGCGACAUCGAGAUCACCAACGGUGAUAUCUGGGUUGGCAGCGACGACGCACCGUCUCCGGUCCAGCCACCUUCUUCGGCAAGUUCUGGAUUCAGCGACGAUGACAGCCUUCACGGGGACCUCGGGCUUCAGGCCGUGUCCAUGGAGCAGCUCAUCGAGUCGAUACACUCGAGGGGACGAGCCGGUCUCGUAGCGGAGUACGCCGAGAUCAAGCAGAGACCCCCCGAUGGCUCCUUCAACAAUGCCAAGUUGAGGCCGAACCAGCCGAAGAACAGAUACACCGACGUUCUCUGCUACGACCACAGUAGGGUGUGCCUUUCUCAAAUAGAUGGGAAUCCAACAUCCGAUUACAUUAACGCUAACUUCGUUGACGGGUACAAGCAGAAAAAUGCGUUUAUCAGUACUCAGGGACCCCUUCCUAAAACCUGCGGUGACUUCUGGAGGAUGGUGUGGGAGCAGCAAACUCUCGUGGUCGUCAUGACCACCAGAGUGGUGGAACGGGGCCGGACAAAAUGCGCCCAGUAUUGGGGCCCAAAGCCAGGGGACGAAGAAUCCGCGGGUGGCUUCACUGUAACUACCCUUGAAGUUUGCACAAAUCCAGAUUACACGAUAUCAAUGCUUCUUCUCACAAACGACAAGACUGAAGAAACCAGAGAAGUUUGCCACAUGUUGUAUACGGCAUGGCCGGAUUACGGUGUACCUCAGUCAGCCAGGGCACUCCUGCAGUUUCUAUCCCUAGUGAGACAACAGCAAAGUAAAAUGUUGGCCAGCAGAGGUGACACGUGGGCCGGCCAUCCUCGGGGACCACCCAUCGUGGUCCACUGCAGUGCUGGGAUUGGAAGAACCGGCACUUUUUGUACCUUGGACAUUUGCAUAUCCCGACUCGAAGAUACCGGGACGGUAGAUAUUCGAGGGACCGUUGAGAAAAUCCGAGCACAGAGAGCCUACAGUAUUCAGAUGCCAGAUCAGUAUGUGUUUUGUCAUCGAGCCCUCGCCGAGUACGCACUUUCCAGGGGGUUGCUGAGCCCUCAGCAUCUCGCCAUGCUACCGCCGACUAUCGAGGAGGAUUCCGAUUAGAUUUACCAAUGAUACGUGUCGACCCAUACUAGAUCAGUGUAUUUCUCUCCAGGCAUAUGCUAAAAUGAUUUACUUACCCAGAGUAAGUACUGACGCGUCGUCAACGAAGGCCACUCUGACCGCGAGGAGUCAUUUUGGCCUUCACCGUCGUUCUCGUCGAUAUCAGGCGGAGACUCGUUCCUUUCUCAAGUCGAAUUCCCAAGUCAAAGAGGCCACCUAAACCGGGUUACUUUCUUGAAAUUGUCCCUUCUCGCGAUGACUUUGAAAUAACGUGGACAAGACGGGCAAUUUGCAUCAUCGACUUAGUCGUUGACUCACGCUAAAGGCAGGCCUAUUAAGACUGUAAUGAAAUUGCACUUGGAAACGUGAGUCCUAUUUCGAGCUGCUAGUCUUACGAGUCGGUGAUCCAAAAGUAAUGUCGUGCAUGCGCCAAGGUCGACGUCUGACCAAGACUGGCUCGGAACUUGAAAUCCUAGAAGUAUAUUAUAAUGUAUAACAAAAUGGUUUGCGCCGACCUCGAAACAGGCGGUCGAUAAUAUAUCGAUAGGCAUUUUUGGAUGACCAAAGAUUACCUACUACACAACCUUUAGAGAAUCGAAACUCGGCGAUUGUAAAUCUCGAUUCGUAUUCUAAUGGAUCCUCUCCUUUACGGGCGGAGGGUAAAUCAAGAGCGACGAACUGCCGUAUUCAGAAAAGCAUUCACCCUGGCCCGAACUCAUCGGAGCCAUUAAGGACGAGUUUCACGCAGGAUCGAUCUCUUUCUGAAUACCGGUAUAUACGUAUUUCCAAGUAGAGUUUAUUUAAAUAUCGGACGACCUUGCAGAAAGUACACGAACCAAGAAGCAUAGCGUGGACGCAAGGAGCGCUUCCCGUUGAUCCUUAUCGGAGCCUUCUCUCUCGAGAAAAAAAAAAGGAUCGCAAGAUCGUUGCGCGUAACGUUGAUACGCGUAACGAGAAAGUGAUCAUUACCUGCAGGUAUUGGCUGCUGAGGUUACAAAAAGGUUUUCUACGAUUGAAAUUUUACCAAAAAGAAGCCACGCGAGACUCGCUUUCGUCCAGCUCGAGGGAGUGAGCACGUAUGUACGCGUGAUAAGGAACGUUACAACCGUACAAAUUAUUUUGUACAGUGAUAGGACAAUGGUGUGGACCCUCUUGGUCCUCGUCCAGCGUCCGAAUCCGUUAUCACGCGCUUAAUGCUAUCAACUCCGGGGACACUUGCGACGCCAUGUCGACGCCACGACCCAAUCGACGAGCAGUUUUCAACGGAACCGUUAACCAUAAGACUUACCGAAUUCAAAACUUACAGGAUUAAGAUUAUUAAUGUACGUACGUAGAGUAUUGUGUGCCGAGGAUGGAUGCGAAAGGCUCGUGCAAAAGUGGAGACCGAAACCGAACCGUUUCUAGCGAAGUGAUGCCUACUUGAGUAAAUUUCCAUGGAGGAACUCGUAUACGUUUAACCAGUCGAUGUUUCAAGUUAAAUGUUCUUCUCGACAUCGUUGGUAGGAAUAAUCUCUCCGCGGUUAAGAGGGCAACGAAAGACUCGUUUUCGUUCUUCCAAUGCUUCUGGGCUCCCGAGAUGCGACGCGUUCGCUAUUCCAAAAUAUCGUAGGAGCCUACAAUAGUUGCUAUCGGUACGACUAGUUUCUCCAGUUACGGUUAAACGUAGAAUCUUUGUAUAUCCUCCGACGUUAACUGACAAUAUUAUUCAUCGGGCGUAGGUUGGUCAAGGUGAAAGCGCACAUUUCUUGGAUUUAGUUUUGACAGUCGCUCAAAGAUACGUACACAACCUCGCACCUGAUUAAUUACGUCCGAUUACGUCCACGUGCACGCAGAGAGACGUUUCGUUGCAUCGAUACCCAUUUAUCUUGGUUCUGUCGUACGUUAUGGAUCCCUAUUAUCGUAGAGAGCUUUCGCCCCUCGGCGGGAAUUUCGAUCUUUGCGUUACGUGUAUUCCAUCCUGCACCUAGGGUAUUCGUUAAGGGCAUAUCAUUAUCGCUAUCGUUAUUACCGUAUCCGUUCUUAUCGACAUCGUCGGCGUAUUUCAUCGACAUCCCCCAUCGUCGUCGUCAUCCGUUCUCCGUUUGUAUUACCAUCCACGCCAUUGUAGUCACUUCUAUCAUCGUGAUCGCAUUAUCGCAUUGACGAAACGUAAUGAGUAUAUAUUCGUACUAGAUACAUUAUAUAGCCAAUUAUUAGGACUUGGUUUGGACACGCUGUCUACGGCGGGUCGUAUUUUGUACAUACGUAGACGUGUACGUGCCCUCGUCCGAACGCGGAUUCCGUUCCGAUCGUCGAAGCCGUUUAACAGUAUUUUUUUAUGAGAGGAAAGUCAAAGGCACACAAAAUGGGAUUUCUUUUUAUCGAGACUCCAAUUCCGUGUGAGUGAGCGUCGUGUGACUUUGUCGUUACUCUGUAAGUGAUGGUCCCCCCCACUGCGGUAAGAGGUGUCAAAAGAAAUAGAAUUAUAUUGUAUACACACAGACUCACGAGAAGCCGCAAGUCUCCGCACGGUAGCGGGAAACCCUGUAGACCGACCUCGAGGGCUUUGUUUUCUCUUCUUUUCUUUUUUUUUUUUACCGUACGAAUUCGCGCUCCGGUUCGCAAGCUAGCGGUUUCUCGGGAGGCGUCCCUCGCUUGGAUGACAUAGAAUUUGAUAAAGCUACAAAUCGCUAUAUUUAUAUUCUCUAAUUUAUAUCGUUCUCACAACUGUACUAAACCAGCGAUUGUAAUAUCGGGUGUAACGCCUGUCUAAUUAAACUGUUAUAACUAAGCUGAUACCUGGACUGGUUUGGGAGUGUUCGUUGUAAUCGAAAUUCUCCCCGCCAGUUGUCCUGGUUACAUGUCCUCGUUUUAAUUUCACUCGGAAAGGGUAUUUUACUUACGCAAGACAUGCUCGUCUAAUUAAACAUACUCAGUGUUA